AUGCAAUCCAAUGCAACUCUCCAUCCAUCCAUAUGCACGCGCUCUUCACUUUUUUUUUGGGAAUUUUCUCACAACUGCUUUGUUUUAUCACUUCCAACCGUCCUUUAUUGACAGAUCAAUUUAUUGCACAAAAAUUGGAGCCGGAUGUUCUAAAGCAUCAAUGCAUUGGGGAAACUGAGACCCAUGGCAAAGUGGUUUAGAGAUCACCUGAGUUUUGGCAGCAGGAAAGGACCACCGCAGCCUCCCAAACCGGACUACACUGAAAGCGAGAUCCUCCGGGCCUACAGGACUCAGAAAGACCUGGACUUCGAGGACCCGUACGACUCCUCUGAGCACCGGGUUGUAAACGGCUCUGGCUCUAUAGAAACCUUCCCGACGUUCAGUACAGUGCUGUCUAACGGCGUGGAGGUGAAGAUCGUCUCUCCCAAACACAGACUGAUCAAAGUGGAAUCUCAGGAAUUCGGGCGCAGCAAAACGCCGCUAAACAUCGUGACCUUUGAGGAACCGCAGGCCCCUGUGGUUCCUUCGGCUCCUGUGGUUGGAGAGACGGAUUACUCGGACCCGUUUGACGCCAGGCCAGACCCGCGGCCCAGACCCGGCUGGGAACAGAACGCAGUGGAGGCCUGCAGCAGUUACAUGGAGCCGUUUGAGGCCCAGCGAUUCAUAAACGUGACGUUUGAAGCAGCGGACUGGGAUCAGUGUACUCUCCCAUGUGACGAGGCACUAAGGAAAGCAGGAGUGUCCAGAGUCAGCCCUCCGUCCAGCGGAGCCACCAGUUUACGAAAACCCCAUGGCAUCCUGGGAGAGAGAGUGGAUCCAAUGCUGCCCCUGGAGAAGCAGGUGUGGUAUCAUGGUGCAUUGACGCGUUCAGAAGCCGAAUCUCUGCUCACGCUGUGUAAAGAGUGCAGUUACCUGGUCAGGAAAAGCCAGACCAGUCGAAAUGACUAUUCCCUCUCUCUCAGGAGCUGCCACGGGUUCAUGCACAUGAAGUUCUCUCAGUCUCGUGACGGCAAGUUCAUCUUGGGUGAAAACAGUCCUCCGUUCGACUCCAUCCCCGAAGUCAUUCAUUUCUACACCACAAACAAACUGCCCAUCCGUGGAGCCGAACACCUGUCACUGCUGUUCCCGGUGCUUGUGCAGACGCUCUGAGACACUCACACACACACACACACACACACACACAUUGUCUCACACGCUCACAAACACUCAGGGCUUCGCUCAGACGGCGACUAUAGUGCUUAACUUUCAAUAACCGUGUUUCCACUGUUGAGUCAAACUGUUAGUAAAACCUGCCAUUAACACUCCUCAAUUAGGCAAAGUUAUAAGGAAUAGAUGCAAGUGUCUGGUCUACACGCUGUCUCACGAUUUGCAUACUUGAUAGGUUCUUGAUAGUAUUAAAAAAAAUAACUAGUGUCCCAAAUUGUAGUAUGUUUAAGUAUUUCAGAGUUAUUUCAGGUUGAAAUGUGAAGUGCAGAUUCACUUUCAAGAUAACGGCUAAUAUUGACCACAAUAUAUUCGAUUAGAACUACAAACAUGGCCCAAAGUGUUUUUAAAAAUAAACUACAAAAGUGGGGAAAAUUUGAGAAUGUUAAUCAGAAAGAGGCUUAGGUUAAAGU
Molecule: messenger RNA, 1616 nt
Organism: Danio rerio (zebrafish)
Lineage: Eukaryota; Metazoa; Chordata; Actinopteri; Cypriniformes; Danionidae
Gene: shda
Product: Src homology 2 domain containing transforming protein D, a
Biological process (GO): signal transduction
Source: RefSeq, marked provisional